CUUAGUAGUUUUGCAGGCAGGAGAGCUCGACUUCAUAGCCAGAGCCAGAGCACGCACGGGGACUCGUUUUCGAGAGCUGGGGGAAUUCAUACUCUUAGAGUCGAGGCCGUUCGGGCGUCGCAGCGAUGGCAGUGAACAAGUACCUGUUGGUGUCGCUGCCGCUGCAGGGAUCGUCGAACCAGACCUGGGAGAGUCUGCAGAGCGGUGUCUCUCGUGCUGCGUUUGACACGCCCACGUACAAGUUCCAUAUUCCUGAGCUGCGAGUAGGGACGCUGGACUCGUUGCUGACGCUCAGCGACGAUCUGACUAAGGCCAAUCAAGUGGUGGAGACGGUGACUCAGAAGGUGCGAAGGCAAAUAGACGACUUGGAGCGGGCAUCCAAUUCCGACAACAGCAGCGCUCUUUCUGUGGAUGGAGUUCCCAUCGACUCUUACAUCACCAGGUUUAGCUGGGACGAGGCGAAGUAUCCAACCAUGACACCGUUGAGAGAGAUUGUGGACACAAUCCAGGAAAGCGUGUCGAAGCUGGAAGAUGAUCUGAAGGUAAGGGUUUCGGAAUACAGUAAUGUGAAGACCCAAUUGACGACAAUGUUGCGGAAGCAGGGUGGCAGCAUGGCAGUGCGGGAUCUUUCGAAUGUCGUGAAACCCGAAGAUAUUGUGAACACGGAGCAUUUGACGACACUUUUGGUGGUGGUGUCGAAGUAUUCGCAGAAGGACUGGCUGGCAAGCUAUGAGACAUUGUCCACUUUUGUGGUUCCACGGUCGUCUAAGAGGCUGACGGAGGAUAACGAAUACGCCCUUUUUACAGUGACCUUAUUCCGGAAGGUGGCGGACAACUUUAAGACCGCUGGAAGGGAGAGGGGUUUUCUGGUUCGGGACUUUGAGCUGGACCCAGAGGGGCAGUCAUCGAAGCAGGAGGAGAUGGCUAAGUUACAGAAGGACCAAGACGAGCUUCGUCAAUCUCUUCAACAGUGGUGUUAUGCUGUGUAUGGGGAGGUCUUUAGUGCUUGGAUGCACGUGUGUGCUAUUCGACUGUUCACAGAGAGUAUCUUGAGAUACGGACUUCCACCAAAGUUCCUGGCCGCUGUACUCGCUCCAAGCUCGAAGACCGAGAAGAAAGUCCGUGGAGUGUGUGAGAAGCUAUCCAGCGGGACAAACAGUUUGUUCUGGCAUUCCGAAGAUGAUGCGGGAAUGAUGGGACUCGCUGGUGGAGACUCAGAAGUGCAUCCAUAUGUGUCAUUGACAGUGAAUUUAUCGGGAUAGGAGAAUGUUUGUUUGUUGAUUUUAGUGUUGAUCUGCAUAAUUGCACUCAUACGAUAUUGCAAUUAUAUUCGAAAUAAAUGAAUACUUCAUUUUUGACACUACAUACCAAUUUUCAGUUAGCACUUCACUAAAUUAUUUAAUAAAUUUACUUCGUUUUUUUC
Physcomitrium patens is the source of this 1423-nucleotide messenger RNA. Its product is annotated as V-type proton ATPase subunit C. Gene Ontology annotation, molecular function: proton-transporting ATPase activity, rotational mechanism. Gene Ontology annotation, cellular component: vacuolar proton-transporting V-type ATPase, V1 domain. Gene Ontology annotation, biological process: proton transmembrane transport. Lineage: Eukaryota; Viridiplantae; Streptophyta; Bryopsida; Funariales; Funariaceae. The record is from RefSeq and is a predicted model, not a curated record.